CCGACUUUCAACGCGGGCUGCCGGGCCAGGGGCGGCCGCGGUGGGAAGCCGAGGCGCGCGGGAGCCACGGAGGGACCGUCCGCAGCCCGGAGGCGAGGAACCGGGCUGGGUUUUCCUUAACCUGGCCCCUUCUUAUCUCAUAAUUUCAAUGUCCUGAAAUCUGAGGAUUCCACCAAGAUAAUAUGAUAGGAACUUUCAGUGAUUUGGAGCCGUAUCCUACUUAGACUAAUGCGGGCCUUCCAGGUUUCCUAAGAGCUUGUACAGCAGCGCACACUGCUGUUGUUAAUCGGCACAGGCAAGAAUGCCAUCUUUGCCUCAAGAAAGAGUUAUUCAGGGACCCUCUCCCCUGGAUCUGCAUACAGAAUUGCCUUAUCAAAGCACGAUGAAAAGGAAAGUCAGAAAGAAGAAAAAGAAGGGAACCAUUACAGCAAAUGUUGCUGGGACAAAGUUUGAAAUUGUUCGUUUAGUAAUAGAUGAAAUGGGAUUUAUGAAAACACCAGAUGAGGAUGAAACAAGUAACCUUAUAUGGUGUGAUUCAGCUGUUCAGCAGGAGAAGAUUGCAGAGCUGCAAAAUUACCAGAGGAUCAACCAUUUUCCAGGAAUGGGGGAGAUCUGUAGGAAGGAUUUCCUAGCGAGAAAUAUGACCAAAAUGAUCAAGUCCCGACCUCUGGAUUAUACCUUUGUUCCUCGAACAUGGAUCUUCCCUGCUGAAUAUACACAAUUUCAGAAUUAUAUGAAAGAAUUAAAGAAAAAAAGAAAGCAGAAGACUUUUAUAGUAAAACCAGCUAAUGGUGCAAUGGGUCAUGGGAUUUCUUUGAUAAGAAAUGGUGACAAACUUCCAUCUCAGGAUCAUUUGAUUGUUCAAGAAUACAUUGAAAAGCCUUUCCUAAUGGAAGGUUACAAGUUUGAUUUACGAAUUUAUAUUCUGGUAACAUCGUGUGAUCCACUAAAAGUAUUUCUCUACCAUGAUGGACUUGUGCGAAUGGGAACAGAGAAGUACAUUCCACCUAAUGAGACCAAUUUGACCCAGUUAUAUAUGCAUCUGACAAACUACUCUGUGAACAAGCACAAUGAGCAUUUUGAAAGGGAUGAAACUGAAAACAAAGGCAGCAAACGUUCCAUCAAAUGGUUUACAGAAUUCCUACAAGCAAAUCAACAUGAUGUUGCUAAGUUUUGGAGUGAUAUUUCAGAAUUGGUGGUAAAGACUCUGAUUGUAGCAGAACCUCAUGUCCUUCAUGCAUAUCGAAUGUGCAGACCUGGUCAACCUCCAGGAAGUGAAAGUGUCUGCUUCGAAGUCCUGGGAUUUGAUAUUUUGUUGGAUAGAAAACUAAAGCCAUGGCUUUUGGAGAUCAAUCGAGCUCCAAGCUUUGGAACUGAUCAGAAAAUAGACUAUGAUGUAAAAAGGGGAGUGCUGCUAAAUGCACUGAAGCUACUAAAUAUCAGGACCAGUGAUAAAAGGAGAAACUUGGCUAAACAAAAAGCUGAGGCUCAAAGGAGGCUUUAUGGUCAAAAUUCAAUCAAAAGGCUUUUACCGGGUUCCUCAGACUCAGAACAGCAGAGACAUCAGUUGGAGAGGCGGAAAGAAGAGUUGAAGGAGAGACUUGCUCAGGUACGGAAGCAGAUCUCAAAAGAAGAACAUGAAAAUCGACACAUGGGGAAUUACAGGCGAAUUUAUCCUCCUGAAGAUAAAACACUACUUGAAAAGUAUGAAAAUUUGUUGGCUGUUGCCUUUCAGACCUUCCUUUCAGGAAGAGCAGCUUCAUUCCAGCGAGAGAUGAAUAAUCCAUUGAAAAGGAUGAAGGAGGAAGAUAUUUUGGAUCUUCUGGAACAAUGUGAAAUUGAUGACGAAAAGUUGAUGGGCAAAACUGCCAAGUCUCGAGGACCAAAGCCUCUGUCUUCCAUGCCCGAGAGUACUGAGAUAACAAAAAGACAGAAGUACUACAGCAGUGACAGCAGCUAUGGUAGUAGCAGCAGCUCUUCAGAAUCAGAAGAAAAUGAAAAAGAAGAGUACCAAAAUAAGAAAAGAGAAAAGCAAGUUACAUAUAAUCUUAAACAGUCCAACAACUACAGAUUAAUCCAACCAUCCAGCUCCAUAAGGCGUUCAGUCAGUUGCCCUCGGUCCAUCUCUUCUCAAUCACCAUCCAUUGCAGACAACCGCCCCUUUUCUGCUCAACAAGUGAUAUCAUCAUCCCGGUCAGCCUCAGGGUCUCGGUCUCAUUCUUUAAACCGUGCUUCCUCCUACGUGAGACAUCUGCCUCAAAGUAAUGAUGCCAGCUCUACUGACUCUCCGAUGAGUGAGUCUUUGCGGCAACUGAGACCAAAAGAACAAGAAGACGAUCUAACAAGUCAGACCUUAUUUGUUCUCAAGGACAUGAAGAUCCGGUUUCCAGGAAAAUCAGAUGCAGAAUCAUUACUUCUGAUAGAAGAUAUGAUUGAUAACUGGAAGUAUCAUAAAACAAAAGUGGCUUCAUAUUGGCUCAUAAAAUUGGACUCUGUAAAACAACGAAAAGUUUUGGACAUAGUAAAAACAAGUGUCCGUACAGUUCUUCCACGCAUCUGGAAGGUACCUGAUGUCGAGGAAGUAAAUUUAUAUCGGAUUUUCAACCGAGUUUUUAAUCGCUUACUCUGGAGUCAUGGCCAAGGACUGUGGAACUGUUUCUGUGAUUCAGGAUCCUCUUGGGAGAGUAUUUUCAGUAAAAGCCCGGAGGUGGUGACUCCUUUGCAGCUCCAAUGUUGCCAGCGCCUGGUCGAGCUUUGUAAACAGUGCCUGCUAGUGGUUUACAAAUAUGCAACUGACUCAAGAGGAUCACUCUCAGGCAUUGGUACCAAUUGGGGUAAUUCCAGGUAUUUACUACCAGGAAGUACACAAUUCUUCAUGAGAACACCAACCUACAACUUGAAAUACAGUUCACCUGGAAUGGCUCGCUCAAAUGUUUUGUUUACAUCCCGGUAUGGCCAUUUGUGAAACAGAGGGAAGAUCGCCAUGGGUUAUGCAUAAUAACAAUUCAUAUUUUUCCCAACUUAACGUUGCAAAGACAGUGACCAUUAAGUGCUGUUUUAUGUAUAUAUGACAUAUAUGUGUGUGAAACUAUAUACACACAUGCACUCAAAUAACAUAUAUAUUUAUUAUAAUAUAUGAAGGAAGAAUUAGCAGGAAACUGGAUAUAAGAUUUAACCUUUCUGGAAAUGUAAUAAACCAUGUUAAAAUUGUUUACACAAAUAUGUGAAUGUCUAGGGUUUGCUAGGUUUAUAAUUAAUACCUUCCUACUAGAAAUGUUAUUUUUGCUGCAGAGUAUAUAAAACAGAAUUGAUCUUGAAGAUCCCAUUACAGUGUUAAAUUAUUUUCUAGGUAAUAUGACUUUUGAUUUGAAAAAGCAUUAAUAGUAAAUUACCUUAUUAAUUCUCAUAUAUAGUAGCUAUUUAAAAUGAAAACAAAAAUUAGAAGCCUGGUGUUGCUUGAUGAUAGGAUUAAGUAUGAAACAGGUUUGUCAUUACUAUAGCACACUGUAAAGUACUAUAAAAUCCCAACCAGAUUCUCCAAGAUUUUUAUCCCUCAGUGUGGAAAUUUAGCUACUUGUGAAAGUGAUAAUGUAAAUUUUCAGUAAGGAUCUGGUAAGGUCAUAUUAUGAUCUAAAAUGGAAGACAAUCCAGUGGAUUAAAAAUAAACAAAACUUACUAGCUUGUAUUUUUACUUUUAAUUGGGAGUCACAUAAAGGGAACAGAAAAUGGUGGUAAUGACAGAAUCGUUCCAUAUGAUUUUUGUAUCUCUUACCACUGUUACCACAUUCACUUUUUUUUGGAAAGUAUAUCUCUGAUGAGUACAUAUGGUCAAAUACAAUUUCUUCUGUUCAAAGAGCUGAUAUUUUAAAUUUAUUUCAGUGUUACAGAAUGAUGUGUCACACUUAUUUUAUAAGUCUCUCAAUGCUGAGACCAACUUACAUUGCAAAGACUAAUACAGAGUUUCAUAUUGCACCAUAGAAAAUAAUCUAAAUUAUUGCAAAUAGAAGAUUCUGAUUACUAAAUAUUAUUAGUCAUCGAUGUGCUCUUGAGAGUUUUAAAAAAAUCAAAAUAGAGUUUGAAGUUUUCUUCUUGUCCAAAGUUAUUUUUUUUUUUUUUUUUUUUUUUUUUUGCGAUAUGCGGGCCUCUCACUGUUGCGGCCUCCCCCGUUGCGGAGCACAGGCUCCGGACGCGCAGGCUCCGGACGCGCAGGCUCAGCGGCCAUGGCUCACGGGCCCAGCCGCUCCGCGGCAUAUGGGAUCCUCCCAGACCGGGGCACGAACCCGUAUCCCCUGCAUCGGCAGGCGGACUCUCAACCACUUGCGCCACCAGGGAGGCCUCUUUUUUUUGUUUGUUUGUUUUUUUGUUUUUUUGUUUUUUUGUUUUUUGGGUUUUUUUGCAAAGUUAUUAAGUGUAAGUUUCAUAGCAGUUUACUUCCUUUUUUUGCUUGCAGUUUCAAAAACAAUGAGUGAGCUUUCAGUUUUCUAUACAAAUAUAAAUAGUACCAUGGAUAUCCUUAGAGAUUGCAAUAUUCACCUUUUAGAAUUUUAUUUAAACUUCUCCCAGUAGCUUUAUUUUCUCACAGAUGGUAAUUAUUUGCAACAUUCAUGAGUGUUUUACCUCCUUUUACUAUCCUGAAAGCUAUUUCCAGUAAAUCGAGAAAUGGUCCCAAAGCAGAAGGAGAACUGAGAGGGGCAAACUGGCCUGCUUUAAUUCACAAGCUGGAUAACUGGCAACCCAAAGUUGUAAGUUGAUAUAUUGUGCUUUUAAAGCCAUGUUCUGAGGCUGUAUUAGGAUAAAGUAGGUUCUUCCCUAAAUUAUUGCUGGCUACUUGAUUCUUUAUGACUACCUACCAUCCGUAUUCCAGUGGAUACUUUUCCUUGCUAAUUGCAUCCCAAAGAAGAGUUUGUUAUUGUCUUUGUGGGAAAAGAGGAUAAGGAUGUCAGGAUGAAGGAAAUUGCAGUGUAGCUCUGAGUGCUUAUGACGCCAUUUUGUGAAUUCUUAAAUAUGUUUAGAAUUUUUUGGAAUAAAUAAUGCAAAAAUUGGGAUAGUAACAAAAUUAUUAUAAGAAUGAUCAUCAAGUAGGCCUUUUCAUGGAGCAGUUUUAGUCACUUUUCAUUGAAAUUCAUGACUUGUUCAUGAAUGAGACACAAUUUCAAGUGUCUGGUAUAUGAUAUCAACCCAGUUUGUUGGCCACUCACUUGCAUUAGCUUAAAUCACAAUGGUGACUUAAUUUGCUAGAGUGGGUACUUUGGAAGUUCUUCUCUUAGUUGUAUAAAAGUGAAAUUUUUAUUUAAAACAAAAAAAGAAUGUCUAACAUGUCUUCCCCUGGGGAAAAAUAAAUACAAAAAAAGUAAAUUUAAAUAUAUGAAACUACCCAGUUAGUUACUGAUGAGCAAAUUUCAUUUUCAUUCCUCUAGCUACCUAAGUCUGGCAUUGUUUGAGUGCUAGAAUUUUAUUGCCCACAUUUGCCUCUUUAUACUGAUCUAGUCUGAUAUGAUGAAGUUGUGAAUAAAAGCCAUGUGCUCAUUAUUUAUGUAUACUACCUGGUAUGCUGUGGACGACGGUUGUGUUAAUGCUUAUUCCCUAAUGAGAAACUAAGAAAAGAAGAUACAGUAAUAAACCGUGGAAGACUUUAGAGGCCAUAGAAAUAUUUUAGUGAUAUAAAAUAUUCCUUUGUUUUUAUUAUAAAAUUUUUAUUCAUAGAGUUAAAACGUAGCAGUAUAAGUGAUAGCAUGGGUCUGACUCUCUCUCUUCUAGGAGAGAAAAUAACUUUAUCUGAAAAACUCAGAAGCUAUCCAAUCUUACCAAGAGAUUUUGAUAGGGAAUUUGGUUUACUUAUGAUGAAAGCAUAUUUUCAUUCUGUUAUUAAAAAAUAUAUCCCUGCUCAUUCUGUGACUAAUGCUUUCCAGAACUGUAUAUGUUUGGAAUGAUUCCAGAAUUGUUCAAGAAGUAACCUUUUAAUGUUCAAUUAUUAUCUAUGAACAUUGUAUGAGAUUGCAGAUUAGUUUUCACUGUAAUAAUCCAGCAUUGUAAUAAUUACCAUUUGCUUAUGUAUUCUGUUGAAGGAACUAUUUGUGAUUCAUAUUAUGAUUAUUAGCAACAAAUUUUAUUUCAUGUUGCAUGUGUAAAAAUGAAGUUAUAACAGGAUCAAAUAUGGAAAUGCCAAUGGUAACCUCUGUCAGAUGCAAAGCUCUAUACAAAUUUUUUCAUAUAUCUGAAUUAGGUCUAAAUACACAAAAUUUUUCUACUAAUUCCUCCCCCCAGAACUAAAAUGAACCAAACUCAAGCAAAAAACCCCAAUCUUCUUCUCAUCUAAUAUUGACACACAGCUAUAUGAUAGUGGCUUCUAGACAUCAAGAAAAAGAUUUCAUUCUAAUUCUUUUUUAAAUUUGGAAAGUAUAUGAUUAUAGAAUUUUGUUAUCUAAAUCUAAAUUUCAUGGUUUAAUAUAAAUUAAUCCAAAUGCUUUCUUCUUUAGCAUGACAAAGUCAUUCCAUUUAAAACUUCUCUUU
Messenger RNA from Mesoplodon densirostris (Blainville's beaked whale), 6510 nucleotides. RefSeq names its product tubulin tyrosine ligase like 7 (gene TTLL7). NCBI's taxonomy places the organism in Eukaryota, Metazoa, Chordata, Mammalia, Artiodactyla, Ziphiidae. The transcript has 21 exons. Gene Ontology annotation, biological process: protein polyglutamylation; microtubule cytoskeleton organization. Gene Ontology annotation, molecular function: tubulin-glutamic acid ligase activity; tubulin binding. Gene Ontology annotation, cellular component: cilium. The coding region runs from base 302 to 2965 and encodes 887 amino acids. The record is from RefSeq and is a predicted model, not a curated record.